AGGGGGAGGGGGAGGAGAGGGAAGAAAAAAGGAGUCAUCGUAGUAACACCGGCGCGUCUCCUCUCGCGGCUUCGUGGUUGUCUCGGAAUUAGUGAGUAGACAGAAUUAUGUCUGUGAGCUGGCCAGCACGGCUCAGUUGAGACUUACUGCUCAGAGCGUACACACGCAUACUACGAAUCCUUCCUACUUACGCACCUCGCGCCUUCCUCGUGCGAUUAGAACUUAGUUCGCAACCGUCUGCAGACCAAUCACGGUCCAGUUCGCUAACGCGCCUCCGUACGAAACGGUUUCCUCGUCUCUUCACGUGGACGUGCUGUUGAGUUUGCCUCGAGUUUGAAAAGCGCCGCAACCUAGGACAGACGGACAGUUCGCCACGCGGUGACACCUCGAGGUCCCUUUAAAGCAGCACCCACAAAAGUACGAAGACCUACUAGAAGACGUGCACUUCCUAAUACUGACCAACGCGGUGGUGCAGCGCUCGUUAUCUCCGCGUGACACCGCGAGGUGAGCGAAAUUAAAGUCGGAGGCAGAGACUGAUAUCGUAAUUCAGCAGAGAUCGAUCAUCCAGCUUCGAGUCAGGUACGCAUCGGUCGGUGGACAUUUGUAGAGACGUUUGUAGAGAGGGAAGACGAGAGAAGAUCAGCGGAAGAUCUACCCGAGGCGGAAAUCGCCGGUUAUUUUCUCGCAGAAAUUCGUUGGUUGCCGCAAUUUUCCACGAUAUUGUCGCGAUUUAUUCCGAAGUUGCGACCGUCAGGCAAUUCCCACGGGAUUCUGGCGGUAUCUUGUCUUGUGAGCUCGUCAGAGUUGUUUUAACUAGUCGCGCAUAGAUUUUUGAACAGUUUCAGGAGAUACACUUGAACACGGUCGAUACACCCCCCACCUAUGCAUGCCGUUAAAUAAUCUGGAUGCAAAAUAUACCGUAAAUUGAACUAGAGUUCUUUGAUCGUUGCCGCUUUAAUCUCUAAUUUCUUCUUUCGAAUACCGUUCCCAUACGUGUAAACUUCUAUACGACGUGUAAGACGUCGUCUUCAUUAAUUGCUCUUAAUUACCGGCGGAAAUGAAACGUUAAUUGUGUCGCUAAGGGACGUAUUUUAUCUCCGUGAGAAUUCCAUAUAGAGUCGAAACUAUUUUUCGGGAACUUUGAGUGCGCCGUUAUCGCAAGCGAGAGAGAGAGAGAGAGAGAGAGAGAGAGAGAGAGGGAGAGAGAGAGAGAGAGAGAGGGAGAGAGAGUACAUUCUCAAUCGGUUGCUGUUUCUUUAAUCGCGGCAAUGGGUAUUACGAAAUUCUUCGUGCUUCUCUUACUGGCGUCCAUCGCGACCUGCGUACGAUCUCACCGUCAUCAUGGAUAUUAUCCGGAGCAUAGGAAAGAAAACGGUCAUGUGGAUUUUGUCGAGCGAGCAUCAGUCGUCGAUGAGUCGGGCGAAAAGACCGCAGAUUACACCACGCGAUCAGAACUCUCGGAAAGGCGCUCCGAUGCCUUAGACGGCAAGGACUUGCCUCCCUACAGCACGCGGAGACUUGAAAAAAUGCUGGAGAAGGCGAUACUGAAGAUAAUCACGGGCGACCUCAGUACGGCCGAUAUGCUGCUGCUCAAGAGCUUGAAUUACACUUUCGAGGAGAUACUGGCGAUUCGUGAGCAGGAACUGAGUCGGCGAAAGGACGAGGAGAAAACAAAGAAAUUUUACGAUUCGAUGAUAAUCGCGCCCUCCUCGUCGUCGCACAACCGCGACGCGGAGGUGUCGAAAGGCGAAAAGAAGAAGAACCGGUACAAGGAGAAAGCCUCCUACGACGACUUCGACUUCGACGCGUACAACCGGCAGGCGAUGAUAGAUUAUGAGAAUUUGGCCUCCAAGUUUGAUCAGCAGCAGCAGUCGUCGUGGUCCGAACCGGCAGCUUUCGAUUACGAGGAUGAGUCGAAGAGCUCGAAGGAGCAGGACCAGUCGCGAAACUUGCAUCGGAGCUUCGACCGCGCCAUGGAGCCCCACGUGAUCUUCAAGAUUCGCUACGACGAUUCCGAGUUCGAUUCCAGUUCCGGUUCCAACGAGAGGCCGAGACUUCGAGACGCCUUCCCUUCGAAGGAUCUCAAGCAUCGCGCUCCCUCGACCUUGAGACACACGACCGCCAAGAACGUCGCUAAUUCCUUUCAUGCUUCGUCACCGUCUUCAUCAUCUUCUUCUUCUUCUUCUUCUUCCUCUUCUUCUUCGCCUUCUUCCCCUACUGCUGAGCACACUCCACUUCCCGUAGUAUAUCAGAUGAGGAAUCUCAGAGACAUUAAGCCAGAUUAUCUUAAGCAUCAACAUUCCAUCGCCUUGAUGGCGUCCCCGGAACCUAACGAUACCGUUGCCAGCAAUAUCAGCUCUGACGCAACCACCUCUGAAGCGACAGUUGAUUCGACAAACGGGAGUGAUUUAUCCACCAGGAAUGAAUCCAAGAAGGUCAGCGAAUACGAGGGGUUGGAGUGGGUCGAGGACGAUGUCUACAGAGUGAUACCCUCGCUGGCGGACACGCUGGGCUACGAAGACGCUGAUGAGAACGGGACAUCGGACUAUGAGGAGACGAACUUGGCCUAUCUUCCGGAGGAGAGCGAAAACGACACCAUGGAGUAUCAGAACGACUCCCCGGUGAGGCUCUUCAACGCGAACACAUCCACGGAGAAAGUACCACUGACGAAUCAAUCCAUCCGUCAUCAAAUGGCGCUCGCUCAUCGUCAAAAACGCAACGUAACUUCAAGCUUCAACAGUGAGAGUCAGAAGGUACUCGAAGAUAUUAAGAUGCGAGUCCUCUUGUUAACUGGAAAAAUGAUUCUCAAGAACAGCACCAGUGAGAUCGAGCGCGAGAGACUCACCAUGUUCUCGCCUACUUGUCAAAUACCUCGAAACACAGACUUCGAGGCGUGGACGGAUCCGCUUUUGAUGAACUUGCAUUUCCAAUUGAAUCUGACCGCCAACGACGACGUGAAAGCGGCGAAAUUGCGAAUUUACAAGCUGCCGCAGGAGAACCUCACGUCCUCCUCCGCAAACGGAGAUCCCGGUCAGGACGAAGUUAGCGAGAAGAAAAUCAGGAUAUCCGUUUUUUAUUACAAGAAGUCGCUCAAGACUUACCGAUCGAAGAGAUGGCUGAUGGACUCUGUCCUGACGCCUCUGACGGCCAAGGGCGGUUACGUGGUGCUGGAUGUGGAGGAGGGCUUGAAAUUUUGGAGGCCGCCUUCGCGAAACUCACAUGGCAGCGGUAGCAAUCACGGCCUAGUUAUUCAGGUAGAACAGCAGGCUGACGAAAGGAAGCUGAAACCUGCUCUGUACAUCCAACAACCGUCCUGCGGUGACCACGAUUUGGAUCAGAAGGCAUCCCAACGGAUACCCGCCCUCUUCGUACGAGCCUGUCCUCGUUACGUUCGUAUCGUGAACGGUGAAAAAAUUUCACUCGACUAUUGCAGGGACUAGACAGAGGUGACAAAAAACGAUCGGAUCGCGGAACGAUCGAAUCCGUUUCGACACGAUAGAAACAGACUUAAAUUAUGUUGUGAUCGUCGUUCUCUCAAAGCAGUUGCCAUUAGCAGGCACAGAGACACAUAUGUGCAAUUUAUUGUUAAAAUUUAAAUUGUAUAGAAAAUAAUGAAAGAGAAGGAGAGAGAGAGAGAGAGAGAGAGAGAGAGAGAAAGGGAAAGAGAAUUAAUGUUAAGACAUUUCAUUUAGAAAUAAGUUCCAUAGCAAAAUAGAACUUUUUAGCAUUAGAAAUGGAGAUGUUUUUUACAAUAAUGACGAAGAGAAUCUCGCGAUAUUCGUAAUUGUAAAUUAUCCACGUCCUUUACUUGAGAAUAUAAUCACAGAUUUUCAUUGUUUUGAAUCAUUAAGUAUAAUAUAAGAUAAUACAUAGACAGUAUAGGUAUGGAUCGACGAAAAAUCAGAGGUUUUCGCCAAGUUGAUUAUUUAUGAAGUAAUAACGAACUAUUAAUACCGAUCUGAGAAAAGACGAGCAAAAGGACAUUAAUUUUGCUGCCAAAUCCUGUAUCUUAAUGACGAAGACUAACAACAGAUAGAAACAAGGCCAGAGACUAUCGAGCGAAAUACAUUUCGCUACUGUUUCUUACGAAAGAAAAGCACACGUGCGCAGUCUAAGCGGCAACAACUUUAGUUAUAAAAAUAAAGAUAAGAUCUUGUAGGAGACUGCUCUAUUCGGUAUUAACUUAAGAGAAAUAAUUAUUUAUGUGUAACAUAGGGUAUAAGGGCUCUCAGUAUGAUAAUUCUUGUACAUUUAAGUAUACAUUAUACCCCCUCUUUUAGGUAAUCAUAUUGUAAUGUACAUACGGUUAGAUUUAAAAUAGCACCAUCGACGACUUGUAUGCAUUCGUCUACAAUGUGUCAACACGCCCAUGACUGAUGUAGACACAAGUGCGUGUGAGAAUUUAAAAUCACACACGCACACACACAUAUAUUUAUGUUUAAGCGUUGAGAUUGAAGGUAAGCAACCCGGAACUCUUCUGAGUCGAUCAUUUGUGGUCGGGUGAAUGUGUAGGAGACAUUUUUGCAAAGGCGUAUCGUGGUGAUUCCGCCAUCGGUUGCAUGCCUUGCAAUCGUAGUCGGACUCAUCCGAUUCUUCCUGCUUGCUGAAUGUCCUUGAUUCUUCCUAUGCGUCGUAUUUUAUAUGUAUGGGAAAAGGAAGUACAUAAUUUUUUGUCACAUGUUUUCUGCGAUACAUCGUCGUUGUAUAUAAUGCGAAUUUAUAUGUUCACGUUACGAGCAAAUAAAUUCAUUUGCAGUAAGAUUUAA
This is a messenger RNA of Harpegnathos saltator (Jerdon's jumping ant), 4766 nucleotides long. RefSeq lists its product as uncharacterized. NCBI's taxonomy places the organism in Eukaryota, Metazoa, Arthropoda, Insecta, Hymenoptera, Formicidae. The transcript has 6 exons. The record is from RefSeq and is a predicted model, not a curated record. Bases 1269 to 3440 code for a protein of 723 amino acids.